Molecule: messenger RNA, 6100 nt
Organism: Vanessa atalanta (red admiral)
Lineage: Eukaryota; Metazoa; Arthropoda; Insecta; Lepidoptera; Nymphalidae
Gene: Brca2
Product: breast cancer type 2 susceptibility protein homolog
Exons: 9
Coding region: 62-5992 (1976 amino acids)
Biological process (GO): double-strand break repair via homologous recombination; regulation of DNA-templated transcription
Cellular component (GO): nucleus
Source: RefSeq, a predicted model, not a curated record
AAAGAAUUAUUGUAUUAAUUUUUUAUUUAAUUGCGAUCAACAUUUAUUUUUAUGUGUUGUAAUGGGUAGUAAUGAAGCUAAUAUUUUCGCAAAUACUUUAAAAAAACAUGUACAAGCAACAGCUGCCUUGUACAGUGACAAUAAAAAUGUUAUUCAAAACACAAGCAAAGAAUAUAAAGUUCAAGAUGUAUUAUCGAAUAUUUCGAAGCAAAUAAAGGCGUUUCAAAAUGCAGACACCUUUGGUAAAAGUAGUAGCAGUCGAAUACAUUUAGAUAUGCAUAAAACGAGUAAUUUCCUGCCCAUAACAAUGAUAUCACCUGAACAAAAGUUGGAACAAAUUCAGUCGAGUAAAUUUGAAACACAAUGUGUAUUAGAUACACAACUCAUCAAUAUUAUAGAAGACGCUGAAGCCCUAAUAGAUGUACAAAAAGAUAUGUCACAAGAAUUUGAUAAUUCAUUUAAUAAUUUAGAUAGUAAAAUCCAUUAUGAUGUAAAUUCACAAAAAAACAAUAAAGACAAUGAUGAUAUGAAUUCUAAACACUUAGAAGAUAAAGAAACAAUGAAUGAAACUAGUUCCCUUAGAAAAGAUUGUGAUAAUUCUCUUAAUACCCUCAAUUUAAGAUUUAAUGAUAAAUGUAAAACUAUUUCCAAAGAUAUUGAAGAUAAAGAAGCUGAAAUAAUAGAAUUAAAUAUAAAUGAGGUUGAACAACAUGAUGAACUUAUACCGAGAAGCUUAAUAAUAACUAAAAAUAAUUCUCCUAUUCUUAAAUCAAGAACACCGCCUUUAGUGUACAAAUUGGAAUCAUUUGAAAAAUUCGAAACAAUAGCAGUUCCUGUCAUAAAUAAUAAUCUUGAUUUUGAUGUUGCCAAGAGAUUGAUUAAUUCACAAAUUAUAAACAGUGAACUGUUCAUACAAACUCAUGCAGAGGCUGUUUUAGGUGACCGAGACAAAUCGCCCAGUCCCAUCUUAAGUAUAUGCAAUAAAUCUCAUAGAGUUACAUGCGAAGAUUUUAAUAAAAGUAAAAUAAAAUACACUUCAUUUAUUGAAGAUGAAUUACUAUUUAGUAGUGAGGAGGAAGAUAAUUUUAAGAACGAUUUUGAAGAGUUACCACUGACUUGUGCCUUGGAGACAUCAUUUUAUAAUCAACAUGACGUUUUAGAUAAGACAAUGUAUGUUGGCUUUCAGACUGCUAGCAAUAAGUCUAUACAAGUACAUUCAGAUUCAUACAGUAAAGCUAAAAGUAUCUUAGAUAAUGUUAAAGUUCAGGAAGUAGAUUUUUCCCUUUCAAAACUUGUGGAAGAUAUUGAAAGUAGCUCUAAAUGUGAUAACAAUAAAGUAAAUAUUAAGGAUGAUGAAUGUAAGUUACAAGAUACAGAAAAAAAUGAGUGUCAUAAUAAGGUUAGAAGUCCAAUAGGUUUUAAGACAGGAAGUGGUAAAGACAUUAAAAUAUCUGAGGCAGCUCUAAUGAAAAGCAAAAGAAUGUUUGAAGAAGUAUUAGAAGCUGAUUCAGUUACGGAUAUGCUCGAUUCUAAUGCAACCAAUGAUCUAUCUUGUAAUAAAAGAGUUAAAUUAUCAGAAACUACUCAAAAUGUUUGUAAAAAUAACGCAGAAUUAAACCUUGGUGCAGAAGAUUGUGAAAUGUAUGCAGGACUAGAUGAAAUUGGACUUUUAAAUGAACUGGUUAAUAUUGAUGAACACAUCAUGAAUGAGUUCGAGAGUAAUUUCACUGUCAUUGAUAAAGACAAAGAUGAUAAUAAUAAAUCACUAGAUGAAACAGCUACGAAUGCUAUAAAAACUAUUAAUAAGAAUAAAACUAUCAAAACGGUUGUUACUGAAAAACCUAUUGUUGGUUUCAAAACUGCAAAUAAUAAAAAAAUCAAAAUAUCUGAACAGGGUUUAGCUAAAACAAGAAAUAUUUUCGAAGAUAUAAAUUUAACUGACUUAGAAAAACCUAGUGAUUCCAACACUGAGAAAUUUGACUCAUAUAUGAAUCAACCAACAACAAGUAAAAAUUUUAUGGGCUUCAGAACAGCUACUAACAAAAGAAUAGAAGUAUCUGAACUGGCGCUGGCUAAAACUAAAAAUAUUUUUGAUAAUAUAGAUGACGAAAAUUUUAAUAAAAUAGAUACAGCUAAAGAAUUGUCAGUAAAUAGGAACAAAAAUAAAACAGAAGUUGCUCUGAAUAAAAACAAUCUCACAAAUCUUAAUAACAAACGUGGUGGGUUCGUUAAUCCUUUUCCAUCUCCUAAGACUAAUAAUGACAUUUUUAAGAAGCCACAUGCUAAUUCAAUUAAUGUGAAUCAUGAUCUGAAACAACAAAUACCUACAUUUACUGGGUUCCAAACCGCAAGUAAUAAACCAGUUCAAAUAUCUUCAGAGGCUUUAGCUAAAUCAGAGAAAAUUUUCAAAGAGAUAAUGUCCGUGCAAAGUGAUGAAUCUUAUAAAGAAGACAAGAGCUCUGUUAGGGAUACUAGCUUUGGAAAUAAAAAGGAAAGCCAUAGUACGAAACAUGACUUAGUUAGGUCGCAAGAAAAUGCUAGCGAUAUUAACGAAGAUAGUUUUAAAGAUAUAAGCAAGGAUCGAGGUAAAUUAUUUAAUAGUUAUCAAGAUUCUUCGUGCAACCUGAAUACGAAAAUGCAAGGCUUUAAAACUGCAAGUAACAAAACAGUUCCAAUAUCUGAUGAAGCUUUAGCUAAAACUAAGAGCAUUUUUCAGGAUAUAUUUAAUACGGAACCUAGAGCUGAUAAUGACGAUAUAAUUAUUGAAGAUAAACAAACGUUUGAUUCCAUUAAUAAAGGUUUUACAACUGCUAGCGAUAAACCAGUUCCGAUAACCGAAGCGGCGUUAACUAAGAGUAAAGAGAUAUUUAAAAAUUAUGAAACGUUUGAACAUCAAACUAGUUCAGUAUUUGAAGGAUUCAAAACGGCCAGUAAUAAGGUAGUUCAAAUCUCCGAAACUGCUGUCGCUAAGACGAGAAAAAUAUUCCAAGAUUUUGAUGUAGCUGACGAAACACAAACAAAACAAGAAUUUGCAUUUAUUGGUUUUAAAACAGGUAAUAAUAAAACUGUUAAAAUAUCAAAAGAAUCGUUAUUAAAAAGUAAACAGUUAUUUGAAGACAUUGAUCUAAAUCAAGAUAGUUUUUAUGAAAAUAAAACUAACCUGAAUAUGAAAACUAAAGCAGACAAGUUUGGUUUUAAAACUGCAAACGACAAACAUGUAAAUAUAUCCGAAAAAUCAUUAAGACUUUGCCAAGAAAUGGUUAAUGGUAAGCCUCAAAAUAAAACUAUUAUUCCAGAAUUGAAAGAAGGCAAUACAACACUUGAUAAUAAUCAAUUAAAUAUUGACGAAAUAAUGAACACGGAAGUUAUAAAGAACUUAGAACAGACAUUAUAUACAGAAGAUUUUUCUAAAGAAACUUCACCAAUAAGUAAACGAUCUGGUAGUCCGAUAUUAUCUUGUCCUAGAGCUAAAAAGAGGAGAAAAUUUAAAACGCCUCAAACUAUACACAAAGUUAAUGUACCCAGCCAUGCUGUAACAGAACGACCACUGAAUACUUACACCUUUGAUGAAAAUUAUAAGAAAAACAAAAAAUACAAACUAAAAAACAUACAAGAGAUUGAAUUUAGUAAUUCCAAUAAUGUUAACAUGGAUGCGUAUAUUUUAAACUUCAAAUUUGAUACGGUACUUGAUUUCGAAUUUGGCGGGAAACGAAAUGACAUUGACAGUGACGUCUGGACAACAGAUAAAAUAAUAAAAAAGUUCACAGAGUCGGUAAACAGAAAGAUAGUGCCUGACGGUUGGAUAGAAAAUCACUUGAAAUUGGUCAUUUGGAAAUUAUUAUCAUAUGAAAUUCGUUUUCCGAAUUGUAUGAAAAAUACAUGCUCGUUAAAGAAUGUUCUACACCAAUUGAAAUAUCGAUAUAAUAGAGAGUUGUUUAAUGUUGAGAGACCAGCGUUAAGGAAGAUAUUGGAAAAGGACGAGCUGGCUUCUAAAUUAAUGGUCUUAAAAGUGCUUGGAUUAUACGUUAACGGCGUAUAUGUUGAUAGUGUUACCAAUCAAAUGCAAAACAUAGAACUGUUAGUUACUGACGGUUGGUACUGUAUUAAGGCGUGUGCUGACAGAAUGAUUGAUACAUUAAUAUCUGCUGGGAUAAUUGGUGUGGGUACAAAGUUGGCGAUAUACGGUGCCGAGUUGAUGAAUUGUGAACAGGGGGUGUCUCCUUGGGAGGAUACAUCUUCGAUACGUCUCAAGAUAUCCGGCAAUUCGACGCGGCGCGCUAAAUGGGACGCGAGGCUCGGUUUCCAUGGGGACGGCGCCAUCUUGGCUCGCUUGUCAGCUGUCAGGCCGGAGGGCGGGAAAAUUUCGCGGGUCCGCGUCUUCGUGACCAGAGUGUAUCCUACGCUGUAUAUCGAGAAGUUUGCAGAUGGCAGUACUGUUACCCGCUCAGAGCGAUUGGAACAUCUCCAACAGAUGAAACACGAAACAGAGAGACAGAAUCAGAUUGAAAAGCUUUAUGAUGAAAUAGAGAAAAUGGGUGAACAGUUUCAAUGUUUACAGGAAUCUGAAGAUUCGGAGGGCUUAGAUUCUGAGAAGGGGCUAGACACUAGUUCUCAAAUAUGCAGACUCAUGAAGAGAAGUAAAGAUUUAUCAGGGUUUAAGGUCAACCUGACAGAAUCCCAAACACAUCUUCUAGAGGAGCACGCGAUGAAAAAACGCGAGAAAUUGAUGCAGAACUUGCAGGCGAAGGUUCAGGAUAUGGUGAAGAAGCGAGGGUUGGAUGUCGCCAGAAAUGUGGUGCCCUUGCUGAAGAUGAGAGUGGCUGAUGUGCACAACGACUGUAUUUCACAAGCGAUGAUAACAGUUUGGAGGCCGAACGAGUGCGUGCUGGACCUCAUAGCCGAGGGGGCGUGGCUCGAUGUGUACAAUGUCGUUCCUACUACUGUGAGAUUUUCCGAGGUACAAAUAUCAGCUGGUAGGCAAUCCAUAUUCCAAUCAUCGAAAUUCAAUAAAAAUAAAACGAAAAUGUACACAGAUACCCUUAGAAGAAAAUGUCUUCCCAUAAAGGACCUCCAACACAUAACAACUACAGAUAAUAACGAAAUAGAUACGUUCGGUUUGAUUUUUCUCAUCGAACCACCGACGAAUCAGUUUCAAAAUAUAUAUUUAACGGACGAAAGUAAAAAUAUAAUAUCAAUAAAUUUCUGGGGAGGCAUCAAAAAGUUUGGCUUCGAAAAUAUUUUAGACACGGGUCAGAUUGUUGCGUGUCUGAAUUUACAGAAGCGAACUGGCAACACUAGGAAAGAAAUUGCGCAGUACCGAGCGACGGAGUUUUCACAUUUCACGAGAACUUGUAAAAUUGAUUUUAUCCGGAAAAUGACGGAGGACCUGACGAAGAAAUUCAUUACUAUUGAUAAGAAAAAGUUUAUGAACGAUUGUGUUGCUAUUAAAAAUAAUUUUAUUAAUUUUAAAUAUGGAAACACUGAAAAUGUUACGCCGUACAGAUUAAAUAAUAGUGAUUAUAAUGUAUCUAGGAAUAGAUUGUUCAUUGAAUCGCCACUCGCUCAAAAGGUAGAUAUUAAUUUGAACCUUAGUGGUUUAGACUUUGAGUCGACUUUUAAACAAACAGAUACACAAAACUUAUCUCCAAAGGAGCUAGCGAGGAAGAGAAAAGUCAACGAGAAAAUUGCUAAACUUAAAAUGUACGGUGAACCCCCGCCAUUAAGUUCAAUACACAUAAUAAACAAAUCCAACUCAAUCAAACCUUACAAAAGCCCUCUUAUAACAAAAAGUGAUAUUUCAAUCAAUGUUGCCAGUGCUACAAAAAUACCUGAAAAUAUGGAAAUUAAUUCUAGUCCAGUGUUGUUAAACAGAACUUAUGUUAAGUGCAUAAAUCCGGUGAAAUUAAACUUUGCAGAUGAAGAUAAAGAUGGUAACCUGAUGGAUCCUUUCGCUGAAGAAUUUGACUGUAGUCCACCUUUAAGUUUGGAGUGAAACUUCAUACAUGCAAUUAAGAGUUUGUAUAUCGUGAUGUGGAUCUUAACCUAUGAUUGUGAACUUUGAUAGACUCAUUGGCUUAAUUUGAUAUCGGUAGGCGGACGA